Dentiscutata heterogama is the source of this 190-nucleotide messenger RNA. NCBI's taxonomy places the organism in Eukaryota, Fungi, Glomeromycota, Glomeromycetes, Diversisporales, Gigasporaceae. The record is from the annotation of a GenBank genome assembly.
AUGGGUACUUCUGAAGAUACUGUUUAUUACUCUCUCUAUUUUCCUUUUUCAUCUUCAAUACAAUCUUUAGACCAGACAUCAUUUCUUCAAGAAAAAAGUGCUCUGAUUUUAUCUGAAUUAAACCAAUUUCUUAAUGGGUAUAUUUGGCACAAAGAUAAAUUUCAUUUAAGAAUUGUACAAAAUGAAUCAG